AUGGGCCAAUCAGAUUCAAAACUCGCUCACUACCGAGAACAUGUUUUCAGGCUCGCAGAUCUGGUUCCAACACCGUUGUACUCGCCUUGCGUUAGCUCUCAAGAGGUGAUAAAGUACUACAAUGAUCCUAACUCGUGGUCGCGCAAGGACUUCCCAGAUCCAUUUUCGGCGUAUUUCAAUGAAUUCGUGGUGCCAGGUGCGGAAGCUCGCGACGUUUACUCUGUGAUUUCGUCGCAAGAGUUGCGAUUUAUCUGCAAUUCCAACAUGGCCAAUUUCACCGCUUUUAUACGAUUUGCAGCAUUCAAAAUUCACGUCCUGUCUUGUUUGCUUCAAAAUUGCGACUCAGUGGCGACUUUUAAAUUGCGCGAAAGCCAACUUCUCACGUUUGUGCGCAUUUUGACCAAGAUAAUACCGGUCUUUUAUGAAAUGGACGUGGACCAAAAACACGAGAAUUCAAUCUUUUGGAACCAAAAUAGCUCAGAGGUACUGCACUGCGAAGGCUUGAUUUCCGAAGAGCAUGCCACUUUGAAUGUCAACCACGUUAUCACCGAAGCUCAAGACUUGGUGCCCCUGGGUGUUCUCAUCGUGCAGGCUUGCGUUAAACUACUCUUCAUCAAAGGUUUCACCGUUCCUCUCACGAGACAAGCUCCAAGAGACUACGGAAAAACCUCUUUUUUGCUUUGGGAGGAUGGCAUCAAUACUACGGAAACAAACUAUGCUCCUCCAAGCCCGACGCUGGACGCAAAACGAUUGGAAAUUUUGCGUCUUUUGCUGACUCUGUCGUCAAAGCAGCUGUACUCUCAACAUAUGCCGAAAUUCCUCGUUGUGCUAACGACGUCGGUUCCGGAGUUUCACAGUAUUUGCCUCACUUCUUCGAUUAUUAACCUUGUGUGUCGUUCCUGUCGAAGUAACGAUGACAAUAACGGACUUCAGUACCCGUCAAAUUCAUACCAUUCGUCCUCUAAAAGCAGCCAGCUAACCUCCAUGAGAAAAUCAUUGACCAUGACCGGGCUGCAGUUGCUUAACUUGUCAAUGCUCUGCCCCCUCGAGCGGGAACAUGAACUUGAGAUUCAGACCUUCUUAUACGGCCUCAAUCUCUACUCCACCAAUUUCAAGAUCAACAAUCUCGUUUUGACGUAUUUGAGCACCUUAUCAAGGGAGUUUGACCUCAAGUUCAUUUUGGUCAAUUUAGCAACGCUUCUAAAAAGGCCAAUGGAACAGGCUAUUGAAAUCGAAUCCAAUCCCUUUUACUUGCUGGGUAACUCCGCUGGCGGAUCGAAUAAUGGAAAGAGAGCUUCUCAGAGUAAGAGUAAUGCACCCAAGGGUUUUACGCAGCCGAAUUCGGUAGCCCAUCUGCCUAGAAGUACUUUACAAAUCGUGGUAUUAUUGUGGGAGCUGAUGAAGUGCAACAAAUCUUUUGAGAACUAUGUGGCUGACAAGUACGCUAAUAAACUGAUUUUGGUUUGCAUUUAUUACAUCAAGAACUACUCAAAAAGUUCUGAGUGGCGAACAGAUUUAAUACCUAUUGUAUCGGGAUUUGCAACAUAUUUGUCGUCCAAAAAGUUGGUGUUGUCGAAAAUGCAGUACUGUUUCAAUGCCAACUAUUACGCUAACAAAAUACCUGACUCAUACAAAAUAUCUGUCGGCGACGCCAGCCGACUCACCUUCAGGGAUUUUGCCAUUAUACACUUGACAAACUUGGUCUCUUUACAGGUGAAUGCUAAUACCGUAAUGAACGCAUCGUUGAUCGAGAUUAUUUUCAAUCUGUUAUGUGUCCCUGGCGGAUCUCAACAUGAAGACCUUGUUCAGCUGUCUUCCGAUAAAUCUAACAAGGUCACCGGACUGAGCUAUAAUACAUCAGUCGCCUUUCUAAGGUUGAUGGCCAGAAUGACUUCAAAGGAAUUCUUGAAGAGUUUUGCAGAAGACGCUAAAAACGGCAUACCUGAGACUUCCAAUGAGGGACUAGAAGUCUCUAAGCAACAGCGAGUAACAAAGGGGUAUGUGCUGUCUCCAGGUUUUAAGUUAGAUUUGCUUGCUUUACUUAUUCAAGCUUUCAACAGUUGCGUUCUCAACCAUUUCAAGGAUAGCAAGCACCUUCUAUUUGUGUUUUGCAGGCACGAAAAUGUGAUUAAACAGCUUCAAAAGAAUUUGGUUGAGAUCUCCUCCGAGCUAAGCUACGAUUGCAACAAAUACGAGCCCAGAGGUGCGGAUAAGGAAGUUGUCUCACACGUCGACGACUACUUCGAUGAUUCUUUGCCCACGGACAUAAGAUACAAUUGGCAAAUUGAUAGACGGCAUUCCAACAAUCACGAAGACUAUGACAUGAUAGAAAAAGCUCAAUUUCAAUCGCUUUUGAUAUUCGAGCCAGAUCAACAGAAGCUGGAGGAAGUGGAACACGCGGCCGAAAAAGUGGCCCAAGGAUCUCCUAAUAAAACCAUCGAGCUGUACGAGUACGCUGACGAUGAGCACGAUCCUGUAUUGGAGUCAACAGAUUUGUUGUUGGCCCUCAGACCCCACAGACCGUUUGGCUUAACGUUUCGGAAUAAACUCAAAUCUCGAAAAGAUGCAAGUCUGCAUAACAGCUGGCUAGGAGCGGGUCCUCUGUCUUUAAUGACCAAAAUCAUUCGCUUGGUUACUCAAGAGUUUCCAGCAAUAUUACAGGUUACGGGCGACAACUAUGUGCAGCAGCUUCGUUUAAUAAUCAAGUUCGAACCCUAUUUGAAGGAGCAAGUGAGAAACUCAAUGUCACCACAGACAAGGAGACUCGGAAAUGAGUGUGAAACCCUAAUCGUAAACUGGGAUUCAAAUGAAACGGCAUUUAAUUGGUACCUCUCCUCAUUAUGGAAAGACGCUUUCAAUUACAACAGCGUCCCAUUUAUCAGCACCUUUACCAAAGAAAGCACGCAGCAAGAUGCAGGGCAACAAUCGCAUUCACAAAGUUUCUCACAACCGCAAACGCCCAAACUGGAAAGAUGGAAUUCCCAGGGCUCGUCUUUAUCCCGCACCAAUAGUAAUAACAGCUUGAUCACCAAUUACCUUUUGCAGCAAGAACCGGACUCGGCAUCCAACAGUGCUCCAAACAGUCCCGUUGUGAGUUCAGGAUUUUCAUCAUGGGUCAACAAUAAACCCCACUCAGGAGGCCAGACCAGCGAAAGGUCAUCCUUAUUCAGAUUUUCCUGGACAGGGUUUCAGAAGGCUAACACAACAAAAAUCGAUGAGGAGUCGGAAACCGAGACCCAGAGCGCUGCCAAUCAUCAAGGUGGAUCAUUCAUACUAGACCCGGGACUGUUAAAACCGAACAUCUGGGUCGGCACAAAAGUUACGCUUUUUGGUGUGAAAGUGGGCGAAAGAGAGAAAUAUAGUCUUGUGGAUAUGACAUCGAACUUUUUGCGGAAACUGCGAUUCGGAAGCAAUACAAAUUUAAAUGCCCCAGAGGGAAUAAUGGUGACCUCAGGAACAUUAACGCCCGCGACCUCGCGCCCCUGGACCCCGCGGGGCUCUUUGGCUGCGCGGCAGUCACUUUAA
Molecule: messenger RNA, 3525 nt
Organism: Lachancea meyersii CBS 8951
Lineage: Eukaryota; Fungi; Ascomycota; Saccharomycetes; Saccharomycetales; Saccharomycetaceae
Source: the annotation of a GenBank genome assembly